UGUCUGUCCGGGAAAUACGGAAGUGUCAAGUGCAUCAAAGUUCAAUCGCAUUUAGUUUUCUGCCAGGCUGGUUAAAGAUCACCGAACAUAAAUUUCAGUGGCCUACCCGUGUUUCUGUUGUUGUACUACUGAAGAUUUGUUUCUUGUAGCCUCCAAGAUUUAUUGCCUGGUAGUCAUGGAGAGAGUGAGAGUUGUUUCGGGGCAUCUUACUUCACCUAAAGAGAGAUUUGUUCAGCCAGUGCUUGAGCUAUCACCGUGCGCGGUGUCGAUAGCUAAUCAAGAUGACAUUGUUGUGGUUCAUGGAUUGCGCACAGCAAUAGGAAGAGCGAAACGAGGGUCAUUCAAAGAUACAACUCCAGACGAGCUCCUCAGCACUGUCAUGACAGCCGUCUUAAAGGAUGUUGAGUUGUCACCUGGAAAAUUGGGUGACAUAUGUGUUGGGAAUGUAUUGCAGCCAGGAGCAGGUGCACUAGUUGCGAGGAUAGCCCAGUUUCUGAGUGGGAUCCCCGAGACUGUGUCAGUCUACACUGUAAACAGACAGUGUUCAUCUGGACUUCAGGCACUAUUCAAUAUUGCUGGAGGAAUUCGAAAUGGAUCUUAUGACUUUGGGCUUGCGUGUGGCAUGGAGAGCAUGUCACUGCGUUCUGUUGGGAAUCCUGGAGACGUGAGCUCCAGGCUCAUGGACAAUGAAAAGGCUCGUGACUGCAUCGUCCCUAUGGGAAUUACUUCGGAGAAUGUGGCAGAGCGGUUUGGCAUCACUAGAGAGAAACAGGAUGCUUUUGCCUUCAGCUCUCAGCAAAAGGCUGCGGCGGCCCAAAAGCAAGGUUUGUUUGAUUCAGAGAUUGUUCCGGUCAUCACCAAGUUUGUGGACGACAGCGGAUCAGAGCGCGCCAUCACCGUCACCAAGGAUGACGGCGUUCGGCCGGGCACUACACUGGAGGGGCUGGCCAAACUCAGACCGGCGUUCAAACCCGAUGGGAGCACCACCGCUGGUAACGCCAGCCAGGUGAGUGACGGCGCAGCCGCAGUGUUGGUGGGGCGGCGUUCGGCUGUGGAGGCCCUGGGCCUGCCCGUGUUGGGGGUCCUCCGGGCCAGUGCCGUGGUAGGGGUGCCCCCAGACGUGAUGGGCAUCGGACCUGCCUAUGCCAUCCCGGCUGCCUUGGAACAAGCAGGUUUGACAGUGGAUGAUAUUGAUGUGUAUGAGAUUAAUGAAGCAUUUGCAAGUCAGGCGGUCUACUGUGUGGAGAAGCUGGGCAUUCCCCUGGAGAAGGUGAACCCUAAUGGAGGAGCCAUCGCCCUUGGCCACCCUCUGGGUUGCACGGGGGCCCGUCAGGUUGUCACCCUGCUGAACGAGCUCAAACGCAGGGGCCGCAGGGGCUAUGGUGUUGUGUCCAUGUGUAUCGGCACAGGGAUGGGGGCAGCUGCCGUCUUUGAAUAUCCUGGACCAUGAUGGCCAGCACUCUAGGAGCUGGAUGUGUCCUCUAUGGAAAGACUGAGCAAUUGUGAUGAUAGUCACAGCACCCCUCAUGGCUAUAUCUGCAAUACGCCUGCAUUAACACUAGCAUAGAUUUGGAUGUUGCUAUGGAGGUACAUCUUCCUGGCAAUGUCAAGUAAAUUUGACAUGAUUCAUUUCAUUGUAAUAUGGAAAUGAACCAUGAUUGAUUCUGCAAAUGCAUUUAACAGACGUAAAAACCUUUCAGAUUGCUUUGGAAUGCAACAUUCACUUUAAGUGCCUCCACUUGUAAGUCAUUAAUAUCAAAGAUGUACAUGACUAAACUGGAUAAAUAUGACUUAUUAGAUAUGCUAACAAAUUCAGGGAUGAUUUAAGACUUCAAAUCUACCGAAUGAGACUGAAUUGUUAUGGGAAGUGAGUUUGUGUCAUUUGCCUUGGCUACGAGCAUCUCUUAAGGUCCAGAUGGAAAGGUUUGAGUUUCACGCAUCUGUGGCGUUCCAGCCUUGAUGCCUGCCAGGACAGAACCAUGGAAGGCAGGCAGAUCGCUGGCCCAGCCACUGUCUUUUAUUUGUCCUAAAUAACCAUUACAUGUUUCAGUUAAUUUCAAUCUUAUUGAGCUAGACUUUUUGUCAAUUUAUGAGAAGAAUGUUUGUCAAUUUUAUAAAAACCAUGACUAAUAGUAAUCAUUAAAGAUAAUAAAACAAA
Messenger RNA from Alosa sapidissima (American shad), 2158 nucleotides. It is a transcript of the gene acaa1, whose product is annotated as acetyl-CoA acyltransferase 1. Gene Ontology annotation, biological process: phenylacetate catabolic process; fatty acid beta-oxidation. Gene Ontology annotation, molecular function: acetyl-CoA C-acyltransferase activity. The record is from RefSeq and is a predicted model, not a curated record. Gene Ontology annotation, cellular component: peroxisome. The transcript has 12 exons. NCBI's taxonomy places the organism in Eukaryota, Metazoa, Chordata, Actinopteri, Clupeiformes, Clupeidae. The coding region runs from base 176 to 1450 and encodes 424 amino acids.